AUGGCUUGGAGGAGUACAGGGACGUCAAACGAGGAGCUGGUGGAGAACAUGUGGAGGAACAAGCUGAUGACCGAUUCUCGUGUUAAGAGCGUCUUUCUCAAGGUGGACCGGGCCCAUUAUGCCCCAGCCAAGGCGUAUGUAGAUGCGCCGCAAACGAUCGGCUACGGCGCGACCAUCUCAGCCCCUCACAUGCACGCCACAGCCAUCGAAAAUCUAGUCGAAUAUAUCGUACCGAAGCCGGAUCGCCCCGCCCCACGUGUGUUAGAUGUAGGUUCAGGAUCGGGAUAUCUAACCCACCUAAUGGCGGAGCUCGUCGGCGAGAAGGGCCUCGUUAUCGGGGUCAAGUUUACUGUCGGUGACGGACGGAAAGGUUGGGUUGAGCCGCCUAGGGAGGGCGAGGAUGAGGGAGGCCAAGGUUGGGACGCAAUUCACGUCGGCGCGUCGGCGAAGGAGGUCCAUGCCGAACUCCUGGCGCAGCUCAAGUCUCCAGGAAGGAUGUUCAUCCCGGUGGAUGAUGACAGCGACGGGUGGAACCAGCACGUCUGGAAUAUCGACAAGGAUAAGGAUGGCAACGUCACGAAGCAUAAGCUGUUCGGGGUGCGCUAUGUGCCUUUAACGGAUGCGCCAAAAGAUCGGUGA
This is a messenger RNA of Parascedosporium putredinis, 639 nucleotides long. The record is from the annotation of a GenBank genome assembly. NCBI's taxonomy places the organism in Eukaryota, Fungi, Ascomycota, Sordariomycetes, Microascales, Microascaceae.